AUGGAGUCUACUAUGGAAUAUAUUAAUUCACCAUCUCCAUCUGGUUUCCCGAUGAAUCAUAUCAUGUGGGGCUUGUGUAUACCAGCGGCCUGCUCACCUCCAGCAGUCUCCAAGCUGACCAGGGUGGUGUAUGAGGCCGCCACCUUCAGCAGCAUAGCCUCUGACGUCACGGUGAAACACUGCCAGGAGGCUGGGGAGACCCUGCCAUACUCCACUGGGUUUUAUAUCUUCAUAGCAUUGGUUCUGACGCUGAAGAAUAAGACUAUCGGAUUUGUUUCUUAUGCAGUUGUUGCAGUCUUCUCUAUGGUCAUUCCUGGAGUGCUGACGUACCUGCUCCAACUUCCUGGUGUGCUUUUCUCGGAAUAUGGUAAGUACAUAAUCCGAUAUCGUGAAACAUGGGAAUUCAGCUUCAUCUACACAGCCUUCUACAGUCGCGCCAGCACAUACCUCGUGGGUGUCGCCAUGGGAUACCUCAUGCAUAUGUACAAACCUGAUGAUCAUAGGAAUUCUAUUUCGAAAAAGUGGUCUACAAUUGGUAUAGCAAUGAGUUUUAUCACAAUGUCUGUCACGAUGUCUCUUGGAUACAUACUCAAGCAACGAGGGCGGUUCCCUAUAGAAGCUUCAAUUAUUGCAGCCACCAACAGGGUCUUCUGGGCUGCAGCCAUCUGCUGCAUUAUAGGGAUGUGUGAAUAUGGAACUGUUCGUAAUCUCCAACAUCCUAAAGUGGCCCGUCUUCACACCUCUUAG
Spodoptera exigua (beet armyworm) is the source of this 747-nucleotide messenger RNA. The record is from the annotation of a GenBank genome assembly. NCBI's taxonomy places the organism in Eukaryota, Metazoa, Arthropoda, Insecta, Lepidoptera, Noctuidae.